AUAAAACAUUUAGUGAGCUAGUAGAAUUAAUACUUCAAAUUAAAGAUAUUCAAGAAUGUGGAAAAACUUUAAAAUGGACAGGACCAGUAGUUGCUAUAACAGAUUGUACCAAAAUUCAAACCAAAUUAACCUAUUCACAAGAGUUAGGAUGUAUAGUUGGAUCAACUUUAGGUUUUGAUAUAAACAUAACAAUAUAUGAUGAUAUACAUUUAAAAAUCAAAGAAAUUCAAGAUAAUAAUCUUAUUGCAUCACAAGUUAGAUCUUCUAUUUAUUCUAAAAGACCUAUAAUACAUGUUCAAGAUUCAAAACAUGCUAAAAAAAAUAGAAGAAAUGCAAUUCAUAGUGAAGCUCGUCUUCUAGUUUUGGGAAAUAAUACCAUACGAUAUGAUCAACUUUAUCAACUUGCAUAUAAAGAAAAUUCUGCACUAUAUAUUCGAGAUGUUAUAAAUAUUGAUAAGCAAGAUGAUG
Scutellospora calospora is the source of this 468-nucleotide messenger RNA. NCBI's taxonomy places the organism in Eukaryota, Fungi, Glomeromycota, Glomeromycetes, Diversisporales, Gigasporaceae. The record is from the annotation of a GenBank genome assembly.